AUGUGAACUUUGACGUGUCCUCUCAAAGCCCCUUUUCACCUUUGGCUCUAUUGACCCGGCAGUGAAUGGGGUAGGACUUGGCGCGUCCUCAUUAUCUCACUUCGUAUUCAUCUUAUACUUAAAUUUGUUCAUCCUCUGUUUUUGCCCGAAAUCUGCAAUCUUGCGGAUCUUGUGAGAGAGGGAGAGAGACUCUGGAAUGGCGUCGGAGGCACUGAGCAGGAAGGUGUGGAGUACAGGCGGGCUGAGGCGGUUGGAGGGUGGUGGAGUAAGCGUCAAAAAUGGAGAUGGACAUCGCUUUGGUACUUGCAAUUCGAUUCACUCACAGGCAAAUGCAGGCGAGGAAAGGGUGCGUGCAGCUCCGUCCUCUUCUCCGAGAACGAGCUCGCUCAUUCAAUCAGGAGAGAGCGCAAUUGCGUUUGGAUGGACUCGACAUUUGCGGGCUGGAGCAGGAGGCAGUAGCGCGAUUGGGAAUGACCCGUGGGGUCGGAAGAACAUCACUGACAAGGAGUAUAUGUAUAGAAGUUAUGCAACAUUGGGAGCUGAUCAAUGUUUCGGGCAUCGAAUUGUUGAUGCACUACGUUUGGGUGAGAGAACCAGAGCUUCCAAUCUUCUUUUGUAUCUUGGCUGUGGGAACCAAUCACUACAUAUCCUUGAUUAUUGUGCCAGAUCAUCAGACGCUUCGUUUGCUAUGGAAACUUGGAAGUUGAUUAAUGAGAAGAAGAUCAGCAUGGAUGAAAGAUGCCACGUUCUUACUUUGCAGGCACUUUGUAGAGGUGGUUGCUUGGCAGUGGGACUUAAUUUACUAGCUAAUCUCGGAGAAAGUCAUCACGUGACUCAUUUAUUGGAUGUGUAUAAUUAUUUCCUGAGGGCCUGUGUUGACGUGCGAAGUGAGCUAUACGCCGAUUGCUUAGAUCUGAUGGAGCACCGGUUUGUGGGGAAGAAUGAAGCAACUUAUUUGGAACUGCUCGAGAUUGCUGUGUGGAAGCAAAGUCUUUCUGCAGUGCGUCAUAUUUGGAUGGACUAUAGCAAGCACUACAAUUUGGACCUUCCUUCAUUAAGAAAGUUUAUUUGGUCUUUUACAAGGUUAAGAGAUCUAAAAUCUGCGUAUGAAAGUCUGCAACUUAUGGUAGCUUUGGCUACUGAAGGUACUUUAUCUAAUAGAUAUACAGAGAGAGGUUUGCAUUCUCCGAAGCUAGAUAUUCCAAUACCUUCCCUGAGUGAACUACGGUUGGAGAGAUCUGACAAGGAAGAAACUGAACAUAUAUGUGACAAAAAGGAUGGUCUUUCCAAUAACAUGGGGCUAUGCACUACUCAUGGUCCUAGAAAUGAAGUCACGUGCGUUGGAAUCAACAAACCAAAUCCUAAAUAUUUUGCAUUUAGGAAUGUGCUGAGCCAGUCAUUCACUGAGGUGAUAUGUAGCUGUGCACUAACAAGCAACCAUAGCUUGGCGGAACAGUUAUUUCAACAGAUGCAAAACCUAGGGUUGCAACCAUCAAGCCGCACAUACGAUGGAUUUAUCAGAGCGAUUGUUACUGAAAGAGGUUUCACUGAUGGUUUGGAACUGUUGAAAAUAAUGCAAAAGCAGAAACUGAAGCCAUUUGACUCUACCCUAGCAACCAUUUCAGUGAAGUGCAGUGAAGCCUUAGAACUGGAUUUUGCUGAGGCUCUAUUGUUUCAAAUUUCUGAACGUCCGCAUCCCUAUCCUUUUAAUGUUUUCCUUGCAGCAUGUAAUGCAGUGGAUCAACCCGAGCGUGCAGUUCAUAUAUUGGCAAAAAUGAAACAAAUACAACUUCAACCAAAUAUCCAGACGUAUGAGCUGCUGUUUUCAUUAUUUGGUACUGUGAAUGCUCCGUAUGAAGAGGGAAAUAUGUUGUCACAGGUAGAAGCUGCAAAAAGGAUAGAAGUUAUAGAAAUGGAUAUGGCCAAAAAUGGCGUCGAGCAUAGCCUUAUCUCAUUAAAAAAUCUGCUGGCAGCUCUAGGACAAGAGGGAAUGAUAGAAAAGAUGCUACGUGUGGCAGAAAGCCGUUUUCUUUGCAAUGGGACUUAUGUGGAAGCACCAUUAUACAACGCAGUGUUGCACUCCUUGGUUGCGGCUAAAGAAAGCCGCAAAGCAGUGGACAUGUUUAAGAAUAUGAAGCAGUGCAGUUUUUCGCUGGAUCCUGCAGCAUACUGUAUAAUGAUUGAUUGUUGUAGCAUAAUACAAUGUUACAGGUCUGCUUGUGCACUUGUUUCCAUGAUGAUUCGUGAUGGAUUUUAUCCCGGAACAAUGACUUACACAGCCCUUAUAAAGGUUUUGCUGGUCUGUGAAAACUAUGAUGAAGCUUUAAAUCUUCUUGAUCAAGCCAAAGCAGAAAGUGUUCAAUUUGAUCUCCUAUUAUUAAACACUUUUCUUCUUAAGGCUUGUGAAAAGGUCAAUGUUGUGCCAAAACUGCCUCAAAUAUUUGCCAGCUUGUCAUGGGACAGGACUAGUUUUGGCGAACUUAGGGAGAAGAGUUUCACGAUGUUUUGUGAGGGAUUGGCUGAUGGUUAAGCGUUUGGUGGAUUCAAGGUGAUUUUUUCCAAGGAGGGUCGAUUUCGAAACAAGAACUUGAAAUCACACGGUAGGUUUAGGUUCCUGGAUUGGGAACCGAACUGGGUAGGCUUGGAUCCGAAGCGGCCAGUUCGCAGGUCUACCUGUGAACGUGGUUGGAUUUUGUUUUUGGUUGUUGAAAGCAUGAAAAUGACCUGGGAACCUUGGUUUCUUGAAAGUAUUGUAAUGUCUACCUUUACCACCAUCAACACAUUCUAGAGGGGACACAGAAAAAAGCCUGAAGAGGGGAAAGGGAGAAAACUUGUAAGCUGGGCGAGCUUGGGGGGAGGGAGAGAGAGUGAUGGAAUGUUGUAGACGUAUUGGUUGAUCUUAGGCAAUGAGAGAUAUAUAAGUUUGCUUCGUGAUCUUUGCUUGCUCAUUGCUGCAAGUUUGUGACAUAGCUGCCGAGAGAGAUGUGCAUGGGAUUGUGACCGACUGGUUUAUGCGCACUCUCCCGGAUUGUGGUCACGGUUCGAUUCUGCAUGCAUGAAAGACUCUUCUUUUUUAAGUAGACUGAUUUACUCUUGGAACUGGCCUGAUUUUCCUGUUUGCCGGGGUUUCAUGGGAGGAACCGAGAACUAAACCAGUCUAAGCCGGUUCUUGGCUGGGACUCAACCAGGCUGAUUCCCGGGUUGAAGUGGAUCCAGGUCUCCCUUUAGCUUAGAGACAACAGAUUCUAUUUUCAAAUUACAUCUCGCGAAGUAGCUAUGGGAACACAUCCGUCAUCCUAUGGAUGGAGCGUUAAACAAUACACAUGCAUGGAUUGGUUUGCAUACAUCUCAAGGGAUUAGUCGAGCCGAACAAUUAUGAUAUUCCAUGUCAUAUUAGGGGGGACAAAAUAAAAACUUGCUAUAUCUUGAUCCAUUUUGAUUCCGUUAGAAUAUCGGAAGGUUUGGAGCACAAGUUGAGAGCCAUAAUACAUUCCAAAGGAAGAAUUUCCCAUUCUUAGAAAGCUUGGCUCCUUUUGGGUCCAAUUCUUGAUUUUGUGCUUUAUGGAGCUUGUAGAUUUGCAUAUCAGAGAAAGAAGGUAGAGAGGAAAAACCUAGACUGGAGGUAUUGUCAGAAAUGGCUCUGGCAUGACCUGGAUGGAUUUGAAGCCGAAAAGUUCAUCUACAGAUUGAGUGGUAAAAUUGUUCUCCUUACAAUUUAACCAAAAGAAAUGUCGGCGGCAACUGGCUGAAGCACUGGGGAUAUUAUAGGAUAUAUCGAGUUUGUGGUGCCUAGUGGGUAAUUGUCAUGAUGUUUUAUUGCAAAAUGAAUGGCACAAGUUGACCACAGGAGUGCUGCUUUGCUUCUUUCUUAGUUGUGUCUGUAUAGACAUUGACGUUGUUACACAGAAAGCCUUGCUUAUAAGCCACUGAGAAAGUCAAAUGCGCAUUCCUUAGUCAUAUUGGGGUUUGUUUUAUCAUGAGCACAUUGUAUUUAAAGCUCUCUGCUUCUCUAGAACUCGUACAAAU
Molecule: messenger RNA, 4026 nt
Organism: Rhodamnia argentea
Lineage: Eukaryota; Viridiplantae; Streptophyta; Magnoliopsida; Myrtales; Myrtaceae
Product: O-fucosyltransferase 16-like
Exons: 14
Coding region: 197-2530 (777 amino acids)
Molecular function (GO): protein binding
Source: RefSeq, a predicted model, not a curated record